Messenger RNA from Trametes versicolor FP-101664 SS1, 1273 nucleotides. RefSeq names its product Aldo/keto reductase. The coding region runs from base 180 to 1214 and encodes 344 amino acids. The record is from RefSeq and is a predicted model, not a curated record. The transcript has 9 exons. NCBI's taxonomy places the organism in Eukaryota, Fungi, Basidiomycota, Agaricomycetes, Polyporales, Polyporaceae.
CGCGACGCAGCGCCGGGCUCGAUAUCUGCUGCCAGCGCCGGCGGUGUUCUGAUCACGCUGCCCCGCAUCGCCUCCGCACAGCGCGGGGUUUGCUUUAAGUACGCCAGAAACAGCGGCUCGAGCCCUCCAUCUUUCCCAGAACCCGCCGAACCCAACUUGAGCCGUCAAUCACGCUGAUCAUGCCGCCCUCGGCCAAACCCCAGACCGUCGAAACGUUUCACCUGGGCUCCUUCGUGGUCCCACGUCUAUUCACGGGCCUCUGGCAGCUCUCCAGCAAUUCUUGGGGAAGCGCACCGGCUGCGAAGAUUCGUCGCCAAAUGGCCGACUACGCUGAGAACGGCUACACGGCAUUCGUCGUAGCCGAUCAUUACGGUCCCGCCGAGAUCCUCUUCGGUGAAUUCAGGCAGAGUCUGCCUCGCUCGGACCACAUCAUUGGCGCCACCAAAUGGUGCGUCUUCAGACGGGUGGAUCCCAAUCGCGCAAUGGUAGAGACAGCGGUUCAAGACCGGCUAGAUAGAAUGAAGGCGCAGCGGAUCGAUCUGCUUCAGUUCCACUGGCAGAACUACGAAGAUCCUGGCUAUCUCACCGCGCUACACCACCUCCAGGACUUGCAACACGAGGGCAAGAUCACGCUCAUCGGUCUUUGUAACUUUGAUUCCCUCAGAACGAACGAAAUAUGCGAAGAACUUGGCCCCGGUGGCGUGGUCUCCAACCAAGUGCAGUUUUCGCUCGUCGACAUACGACCACUAUACGGGAUGGCAGAAGUCUGCAUGAAGCAUAACGUUAAAUUGCUUACUUACGGUACAAUGUGCGGCGGCUUCUUAUCGGACACAUGGCUCGGCAGAGAAGAGCCGGACCUCUAUUCUGGUUCGCUCACACCAUCCCAGCGCAAGUACCUAGACAUGAUUGUGAAAGCAUGGGGCGAUUGGACGCUCUUUCAGGCGCUGCUCGUGGUUUUGCGAUCAAUUGCUGACAAGUAUGAGGGCAUGAACAUCGCCAACAUUGCCACUCGCUGGGUGCUCGAUCACCCUUUUGUCGGCGCAGUCAUCGUCGGUGCUCGGAUGGGUGUCUCCGAACACACCGACGACAAUCGGAAGGUCUAUGGGUUCCGACUGAGCGCGGAGGACAGAGCAGCGAUAGAGGCGGUGCUCCUGCAGUCUAACGGAGCAAGGCUGAUUAGAACUAUCGGGGACUGUGGGGCUGAGUAUCGCUAACGCUGGGACUUUCUUUCCUUUCUACUUCAUAACCAUCUUUCGUGUCUCUGCGAGUGCAC